Molecule: messenger RNA, 2441 nt
Organism: Photinus pyralis (common eastern firefly)
Lineage: Eukaryota; Metazoa; Arthropoda; Insecta; Coleoptera; Lampyridae
Product: ATP-binding cassette sub-family B member 6, mitochondrial-like
Exons: 11
Coding region: 480-2375 (631 amino acids)
Biological process (GO): heme transport; transmembrane transport
Cellular component (GO): membrane
Molecular function (GO): ABC-type heme transporter activity; ATP binding; heme binding
Source: RefSeq, a predicted model, not a curated record
CAGAGACCUCGAGCUACGUGCCGGAAUGUUUGGUCGCGACGAUUACGAAUCUUCUCCUGUUCGCCUUUUUAAUUAUCAAUCAUCUGUCGAAGUACUGCAGGUGUAGGAAAUAUGUGAUUGUUGGCGACAACGCCUUGAGGCAUAAGUGCUACUAUGUCUACGUCAUCAUCACCUUCGCCUUCCCCACGCUGGACGCGCUCCAUUUCGUGUUGGAAGUGAUCGGUACGAGGUGUGCGGAAAUUUACGGCUUUACGAUACUCUCCCUGCUGCUUUCCACCAUCAUUUUCCCGUACUCUCUGUGCGCAUUAGAAACGGGGAAGCUCGCUCAUAAUGGUGGAUGCUACCAGAACGUCGGGUGCCAAAUUUGCGUUUUUUGGUGGGCCGUUUUUAUUUUUCAAAACUUGUCCCUUGUGAAUUUAAGAACGUACGAGAUAAGUGAUGUGGUCAUCUUCGUCGUACGCUACGUGUGCUGCCUGGCCAUGAUCACGUUGACCUUAACGGUGCCGCGUCUCAACAGGGCCGCGGAUUCUCCUCCUCCCAGGGUGCGCAUCAGCAAACAACAGAAAUCGCCGUGGGUUUAUGUCGCCAAGAAGUUUGGGAAGAUUGCCCCGCAUUUUUGGCCGAGAAGGAAUCUGCGGCUGCAAACGCAGGCGGUACUGUGCGUCGUUUUGCUGGCGUUGGGGAGGCUGGUCAACAUCUACGUGCCGAUCUUCAAUAAACGAGUCGUCGACAGUUUGCAGGCGGGCCGUCCGGAAUUUCGCGUGGAUCUUAUCGUGGUUUACGUGGUGUUGAAAUCGCUUCAAGGUGGCGGAACGGACGGCAUGGGAAUUUUGAAUAAUAUUCGAUCGAUGUGUUGGUUACGAGUCCAACAGUACACCACGCGAAAUAUCAGGAUCGCACUACUCGCCCACUUACACGAUCUAUCCCUGCGUUGGCAUUUCGGUCGGAAAACCGGCGAGGUGCUGAGAUUAAUGGAUCGCGGCACGGAGAGCAUCAACAAUUUGAUGAAUUACUUGGUCUUCGUCAUCCUCCCAACCAUCGUCGAUAUAGUGAUCGCCAUCUUCUUCUUUGCGAUCACGUUCAAUAUUCUGUUCGGAUUGAUAAUACUGUUCACGAUGCUCAUUUAUUUCGUUGCCACCGUCGCCAUCACCGAGCUCCGCACCAAAUACAAGAGACGAAUGAAUCUUGCUGACAAUGCGACGCGAGCUCAAAGUGUCGACUCCUUGUUGAACUUUGAAACGGUGAAAUACUACGGAAAUGAGGAUUACGAAGUGGAGGCUUUUCGGGAGACCAUCACCAAAUUUCAGGGGGAAGAGUGGAAGGUUAAUGUUACACUGAACGGCUUAAAGACGUUGCAAAACGUCAUCGUAAACGUCGGUCUGUUAGUGGGCAGUUUACUAUGCGCGUACCUCGUCGCCGUUAAGUACCAGUUAACUGCAGGAGAUUACGUUUUAUUCUCGACUUACGUCCUCCAGCUCUGCGUGCCUCUAAAUUCGUUUGGAAAAUAUUACAUAACGAUACAGAAUGCUAUAGUCGACUUGGAGAACAUGCUCGACCUCCUGCACGAGGAAGUCGAAAUUGUCAACAAGAAAGGUGCGACCGAGCUUAACGUGGUGAGCGGAGACAUCGAAUUUAAGAACGUGUACUUUGGAUACGAUCCCCACCGUGAAGUGUUGAAGAAUAUUUCCUUUAGCGUUCGCCCCACUAAAACCACCGCGUUGGUUGGCCCGUCGGGCAGUGGAAAGAGCACCAUCAUCAGGCUACUGUUUCGUUUCUACGACGUUACGCGCGGCUCAAUUUUGAUCGACGGGCAAAACGUCAGUGACGUAACUACGAGAUCUUUGCGUAGAGCCAUAGGCGUCGUACCCCAAGACACCGUUCUCUUCAACAGCACGAUAAAGUACAACAUCCUGUACGGCAGGCGGGGCGCGACGGAACGCGAGAUAAUGGACGCGGCCCUUCAGGCGGAUAUCCAUCGCAUCAUCCUCAAACUGCCAAAGGGGUACCAGACGAAAGUCGGCGAACGCGGUUUGAGGCUGAGCGGCGGCGAAAAGCAACGCGUCGCGAUCGCCAGAACGCUGCUGAAGGCGCCGCAGAUCGUCGUCCUGGACGAGGCGACGAGCGCCUUAGACACCCAGUCGGAGAGGAAUAUUCAGAACGCCUUAAAGCGGGUUUGCCACAACCGAACUACGGUGAUUGUCGCGCAUCGACUGUCCACAAUCGUCCACGCCGAUGAGAUACUCGUGCUGAAAAAUGGGGAGAUUAUCGAACGGGGAACUCACGAGUCCCUAAUGCAACAGGACGGUGUGUACAACAUGAUGUGGCAGCAACAGCUACAAACGGACGAGGUCGGGCCGGAUGAAAAGGAAGACUAACCACUUCUUACUAACACGUUCCUACAGUUAAGGAAAUAAAAUUGAGCAUAUUGUUGAGUUGAAUAA